This is a messenger RNA of Branchiostoma floridae (Florida lancelet), 543 nucleotides long. Its product is annotated as tumor necrosis factor receptor superfamily member 11B-like. Gene Ontology annotation, molecular function: protein binding. The transcript has 5 exons. The coding region runs from base 1 to 543 and encodes 180 amino acids. Lineage: Eukaryota; Metazoa; Chordata; Leptocardii; Amphioxiformes; Branchiostomatidae. The record is from RefSeq and is a predicted model, not a curated record.
AUGCUAGCAGCGAAACUAUGCAUAGGAAUCAGCAUUGUCAUCGUGGCCGUGGUUGCGUCAUUGCCGGUUUCCUCGCAGGCAACAGAGACUCCGGACUGGUGUCCAGAUGACAGCACCGGUACUUUCCAGCUUCCCUCAGGAGUCAUCUGUAACCUCUGCCCUCCUGGCACAUACGUGACACAGGACUGCACAGCUGACAACCCCAAUCCCCAGUGCGAGAAUUGCACAGCGACCCGGCACUACAACCCCUGCUACAGCUACGCUGACAGGUGUAACACGUGUAGCGACUGCAGUCCUAUCCUUGAUGAUGGAAGAGAUGGCAUGGUGGAUGGAGAGGAGUGCACGCCCACAAGGGACCGGGUGUGCACGUGCCCCAGUAACGCUUACUGGGACUUCCAGACAGCCAGCUGUAAAGCGAAAACGCUGUGUGAUGAAGGAUACGGAGUGGCCCAUAUAGCUACCUACAAGACAGACACAGUCUGUAUCGAGUGUGUGGAUGGAACCUUCUCAGACGAGAAGUCGCUGACUCAGCACUCAUUCUAG